Molecule: messenger RNA, 2918 nt
Organism: Chelonia mydas (Green sea turtle)
Lineage: Eukaryota; Metazoa; Chordata; Testudines; Cheloniidae
Gene: SBDS
Product: SBDS ribosome maturation factor
Exons: 5
Coding region: 46-798 (250 amino acids)
Biological process (GO): ribosome biogenesis; cytosolic ribosome assembly
Source: RefSeq, a predicted model, not a curated record
GCUUCCACUCUCGUCUCCGCCGCCUGACGGGCCCCCUGCGCCGCCAUGUCCAUCUUCACCCCCACCAACCAGAUCCGCCUCACCAACGUGGCCGUGGUGCGGACCCGGCGCGCCGGGAAGCGCUUCGAGAUCGCCUGCUACCGCAACAAAGUCAUGGGCUGGCGGAGCGGGGCUGAAAAAGACAUUGAUGAAGUUCUGCAGACCAACACGGUAUUUGUAAACGUCUCUAAAGGUCAAGUUGCAAAGAAGGAAGAUCUCCUCAAAGCUUUUGGAACUGAUGACCAAACAGAAAUCUGCAAGAUGAUUUUAACAAAAGGGGAGUUGCAGGUGUCUGACAAAGAGCGACACACACAAUUGGAGCAGAUGUUUAGAGAUAUUGCAACUAUUGUCGCUGAGAAAUGUGUGAAUCCUGAAACAAAGAGGCCAUACACAGUAAUCCUUAUAGAAAGAGCCAUGAAGGAUAUCCACUACUCUGUUAAACCAAACAAGAGUACCAAACAGCAGGCUUUGGAAGUAAUCAGACAGUUAAAGGAGACUAUGCAGAUUGAGCGGGCUCACAUGAGACUGCGGUUUAUUCUCCCAGCAAAAGAGGGCAAGAAGCUAAAAGAGAAGCUCAAACCACUGAUCAAAGUUAUAGAGAGUGAAGACUUCGAUGAGCAGUUAGAAAUUGUGUGCCUCAUUGACCCAGGCUGCUUCAGGGAGAUAGAUGAACUGAUCCGGUGUGAGACUAAAGGGAAAGGCUCGCUUGAAGUACUCAGUUUGAAAGAUGUGGAAGAAGGAGAUGAAAAGUUUGAAUAAAACCCUUCAUCAACCUCACUUUUGUGGUAAACACUAUUAAGAGGUAGACUUAAGCCACCUCAUUCUGUUACUUUUAUUUUUCCAACUUGUUGCUGCCAAAUAACUGCUGUCACUAGUUCUAUUUGAGAUUUUUCUAUGCCACGUUUCCUUGCAUCUGUCUGGGUAACAAGUGCCUUUUUAUAAAGAGGUGUUUUGAGUGUUUGAUUUGCACUAAGGAUAAAGCUAUAGGAUUUAACAGUGAAAGGCUAUACUAGCUUUUGUUUUGGAGUGGGUAUUGAUUAUCAGUAGUCAUUGGCGCUAUCUAGUGUGCCAAGUCCUUUUCCCUUUAAUUUAGUGGUGGGUGGAAGACUGCAUAUAUCCCAGAGAGGCUUAUUGUGUAUGAGGAGAAACAUGCACAGGCAAAUGAAUUAAAUGAAGUGUCACUUAAACCAGUGCACAGAGUUAGUGUGUAUAAUAUUAACCUUGUUUAAUGGCAACAUAAGUAGGUGUGACCUAGACUGCCACAUGCUACUGCUACAGAACUUUAGCUAUUUUCAAAUAGCAGACCAUUAUUCUAUAUUUUAUUCAUGGGACACAUGCAAAAUAUACAUUCUAACUUGGGGAAAAAGUGUUCUAAUUCAUUCUUUCAACUAUAAAUGAAUUAUAAUAUAUACUUAAAAUAUUUUAUAGGAUCUGGCACAAGUGUAGUAGUCUUCUAUGCUUUUGUGAGGCUGAAGCUGUGCUUCCACAAUCUGCAAAAACUCACUACUAAAAUAAACCUGAUCUAGAAUAGACAAAGGUAUCUGCUCUUUGAGAUUUCCACUGCUAGAAGUUGUAUGUUCCUUUUCUCAUCCAAGAUAAAAGCCAAAAUGCUUUCAACUUCUCUAAUAUCUUCAUUUUAGACUCUUUGUAUGUCUUGCUGAUGUCCACACACACUUUCUAUCAACCAACCUGCUGCAGAAAAUAUAGCACUCUAAACUAUUUUCUUGCUAAAAUUACAGUACAGUUUUUUCAAACUAGAUAGUAUAUGAAUAAUACAGCUAAGCAGCUCCAAGGGAUGCAUUCAUACUUCCUGAGAGAGAAUACAAAAUAGAGGGAAAGAGAAUAAAUGAUACUAACUUGCCUACCCAUCCAUAGAUAGUUCAAGGAUAAACAUGGAGUUUCAAUAGUGCCCCUGUAAUUAAACAACUUCUGACAGUAGUACAAUGCAGCAAAACAUGGAUUAGUUGUUUGGUACAAUUUCUGUUUCCUAGUUUUAGGGGAUGAGCAAGUACGCUGGCCACUUGCUGAUUCCUAGAGGUAAGCUGCAUAUGUAUUUUGUGAUGAAGUUGUCAGCUGUCCUCUGAUUUGAUGCAUACAUUUUCUGCAAAGACUUAGAUGUUCUUAGUUUAACUACAACAAACAUACUGCUAACACAUAAGUACCUAGCAAAGCCCCUCUGUCCCCCUCUCAGGCAUUUACCUUCCCUUUAGUCUUACAGCCUGAGCUUGUUCACAGUUCAGAUUACAGGGGAGGCUAAUAAUAAAUUUAGAAGUACUUAAGUUGCAUUGGAGUUUAAGUCCCACUGAUAGUCAAUGGGAUAUGGGCUCCUUAGUCAUUAAGCAUUUUGAAAAUUGAAAUUACCUGUGUGAUUUUGCUGCUAUGUCUCCUUAUAUGGACACACUAGAUUAAGUGGUUAUACCUAAACUAUGUUAAGACAUUGAUUGUGCUAAUAUUUGAGCACUAAAGAUACUCAUCAGUACUAAUAUCCCAUUGAGAUUAAUAGGCAAUUCAUUGGUUGCAUCUAAUGUUUUGGGUUGCCUGCAGCUUCAGCCAUCACUGCAUCCAUAAUUAGAGCUGGUUUUUCUUUAGUGAUAGAGCUUAACUUCUGAAGAGCAAACUGGGAGCGAGCAGGAGAAUGAGAUGAGUUGUAAUAAUUUAGUAGAAUCCAGUUCACACACUGGCUGAGAGUGGGGGAAGUUUAUCAGCCUGUAAAGCCUUCUCUAGGAUACGGGUGAGUUUUUUCAGGUUUUUUUCUGUAGAGGGAGUUCUUUUUUGAUCUUUUUGUAAUUUAUGUACAGUUGGUUUGUUUAGUAUUUAUGGGUCAAGAAGAAUGGCUGACAAGUAUCAAAACAAACCUUAUUAAAGUUGACUAUCACGUG